This is a messenger RNA of Amoebophrya sp. A25, 475 nucleotides long. Lineage: Eukaryota; Dinophyceae; Syndiniales; Amoebophryaceae. The record is from the annotation of a GenBank genome assembly.
GCACGAGAAGCCGCACUUGACGAUGUAGUGACCACGAAGAACACUCAUUCUUCUAGAAUGUAUUCGAAGUUUCCUGCAGCUCCAACUACGUCGUCGUCGUCUUCGAAUUCUGAAUCUGAACCUCUACCGCCAAGUGUCGUCUCACUUCUCAACAUGCGAAGGAGAGCGUCUAUUCCUCUGUCAGAAGUGUCCAAGUCCGUCAUUCUAGUCCCCGCCGAGCACGAUGGCGAACUGAAGACUCCUCUGCAGAUUGCAUUCCAACGUCAAGUGGAAACUCUAGCGAUCGAAAAUCACUUGCUGAAAGGCAUAGGCACAGGAGGAGGAUCCGGGUCGAAGCAAUCGCAGAUGUUGAUGCAGAAACUUCCACCAGACGUUUUAGAAAAGCGAGAUUGGACGUCAUUGUUCGAUAUCAAGACGUAUUUUGAUUUACGCGACUACGAUCUGGAGCAUAUGCGAGACAACCGCCAUGAACGAC